Molecule: messenger RNA, 2245 nt
Organism: Musa acuminata subsp. malaccensis (wild Malaysian banana)
Lineage: Eukaryota; Viridiplantae; Streptophyta; Magnoliopsida; Zingiberales; Musaceae
Product: THO complex subunit 4A
Biological process (GO): mRNA export from nucleus
Cellular component (GO): nucleus
Molecular function (GO): mRNA binding
Source: RefSeq, a predicted model, not a curated record
CACUUUCUUCGAAACCCUCGGCACCCCCUUCUCGAUCACAUCUCGUAACCUCUCCCCUCCCCUACUCACUUUCUUCUAUUUCCUCAGCCGCCGCCCCGUACUCGAUCUAUCGGAGAUGUCGAGCGCCCUGGACAUGUCCCUCGACGACAUCAUCAAGAACAACAAGAAGUCCACCCCCGGGGGCCGCGGGCGCGGCCGUGGAUCUGGCGCCGGACCUGCCCGACGCGUUCCCAAUCGGUCGGCGAACCGAUCCGCCCCCUAUUCAGUCGCAAAGGCUCCCGAUUCGGCGUGGCAGCAUGACAAGUACGCCGCUCAGACGGGUGCGCUCCCUGCUCCUGCUGGUAGGGCUUCCUCCAUAGAGACCGGCACCAAGCUCUAUAUUUCCAACUUGGAAUAUGGGGUUUCGAAUGAAGAUAUCAAGGAGCUUUUUUCAGAGGUUGGUGAUCUGAAGCGCUAUUCAAUAAAUUAUGACCGAAGUGGAAGAUCUAAGGGAACGGCUGAAGUUGUCUUUUCGAGGCGGGCAGAUGCUUUAGCAGCGGUUAAGAGAUACAACAAUGUGCUGCUUGAUGGAAAACCAAUGAAAAUAGAAGUUAUCGGAACGAACAUUUCAACACCGGCUGCUAUCCCUCAAUCUGUCUUUGGAAACUUUAAUGGCUCUUCCAAAAGCACUGGACCAGGAAGGGGUUCUACAGGGCCACAAGGUGGUGGCCGUGGAAGAGGGAGAGGCCGUGGUCGAGGCAAAGGCCGCGGUGAACCAGUUUCUGCUGACGCACUUGAUGCUGAUUUGGAUAAGUACCAUGCAGAAGCAAUGCAAACCAACUGAACACUUCUAGCUGGCUUCUUUGGUUUACAAUCGCUUGCUUGAUGCUGCUCAAUACUUUUACUGUUCUUCAAGCAUGCAUAUUGUAGGAAUUGAAGAUGAUACUGUUAAAGCACUUACUCGGUUUUGGGGCUUUCAUUUUCAUAUUGUUAUUGCUUUAUGACUUCUACUUGCUACUGAGGUUAAAGACAUAAAGUGAACAUCUGGUGUCUGUUCUUAGCAGUCAUUCAUUUGGUUGGUCAAGCUUCUUUCUCUUUACUUUAUAUUUGCGGCUCAAUGUCGUUGUUAUACAAACUGGUAGAGCUGGACUUUCCAUGGAGAACCUGCAUGAUAAGUAUUUUUGCAGCCAUAAGCUGGGCAGCCUGCAUCACAUGAAGGUGGGCCCUGUGAAUCCUCCAUUUGUAAGAAAGCUUUCCCCUUCAACGUACUUGGAGUUCAUUUAAGCUAUCUGGUCAUUUGUGGUGUGUGGUUUCUUUGUUCAACCGAAGACCAUGUGCUGCACUUGUGUUUCAAUUUGAUAGUCCUUUAGUCAGUGUUAAUACUAUGAUGAUACAUGGUACUGAUUGGGUUCUGUGGAAGUAUCAGUUAAGAGAAGCUUGCUGCUUGUGGAAUUGCAUCAGUUUGGGAUGCCACAGAAACAUGUUUUCAUGACUGACUAUAUUCUUCUAGGUGUCUAGUGUCGAUGUAGUAUCGGCUCCAAAUUUUUUUGAUGGAAAUAUAGGUGAUGCUAAAGGAUGGUUAGUUUUUGGGUGGCCCUGGAUUCGGGAUGGAGUGAGUUGUUGGUCACAUAAUUGGUGUGUUUCUCAAGGAUGUUCAUCAAUUCACUACCAUGCUGGAAAGAGGGGAGUGAAGGGAGUAUUCAUGGCUGAUGUUCUUCCAACUGGAAAUCCAUCAUGGCCUGGUAAAUGGUCAACCCUGCUCAAAGUAGAUAUCAUUUUUCUGGUUGGAACUUUUGCAGCUCAAAGUGUUAUGGAAUACGAAGUAUUCCUUAUAAUUUUAUGUCCUAGUAACUUGAAAGGAUUAUCAAAGUGUGGAUUUAUUUUAUAACCAAACUUGGAAACGGAGAAUAUAGAAAAAGACCUUGACCGUGUGGAGAUGUCUAUACGCCAUCAGAUUUAGCUGCAGAAGGUUCUAAUGGAUUGCAGACCUGCUACUUGGGCCUUUCAUCAUGCCUAAUAUUUUUGUGCAUGAACUGGUCUAACUUGGCACCUCAGUGCUUCUACUUGCAUCACACUGCUGAAGUUCUACACAAUUCUUCCCAGAUGUUUUGUAGCUUUUGUUAGCAGUGUUACAUUUUUCUAUUUAGUUAGGCAAUUAGCCGGCAAGAAGAUGGUCAUGGUCAUGUUAGCUAAAGGGCUUUGUUGAAGUCAUGCUUUUUUAAGGCAGAUGACAUAAUACUCUAUGAUGCUUGGCAAUUCUGCAGAA